GCAUCGACGGCGUCGUUGAUUCUUUGUCGGCUCUCGCGAGGCAACUCUUCUUGACGCAGUCAUUUGUAAAUUCUCUCCUCCUCCUUCCUUCCUUCCUUCUCUUCCUUGCCGUCGCCAAUCCAAAUCCGUCGCUUCUCUCGCGUUAGGCCCGAAGCAUCGACGAAGGAAGAAGAGCAGCAAAGAGAAGACCGAGUCGUUUCCUCUCCGGAUAACUCAUUGCAGAUCAAAGGGAAGCGGUAGGUGGAGGUUGUUGGGUGUUGCGCGUCGCAAUCUUCUCCUCCUACUCUACCUUCACUGCCCGCUCUCAUAAACAACCAAGAUUGCAAGAAUGCGAGGGAAGGGAGCAACAGUUAAGAACUACUUUGUUCUAAACACCGGGGCUAAGAUUCCUGCCAUUGGGAUUGGAACAUGGCAAUACGAAGAUGACUUCUGUGUUGAUGCUGUGGCAGCAGCGUUGACAGUUGGUUAUUGCCACAUUGACUGCGCCCAUCUUUAUGGGAAUGAGGUGGAGGUUGGGAAGGCUUUGUCCAAGGCUUUUGAAGGCGGGAUCAAGAGGGAGGACUUGUUCUUGACUUCAAAAUUGUACUGUGCUACUAAUUCACAUAAGAGAGUUGAGAAUUCUGUAAGAGUUUCCUUGAAAAGCCUUGGAAUCUCCUACUUGGAUCUGUAUCUAGUGCAUUGGCCUGAGUGCUCAUCUUUUGGAGAUGCAACUGAUCCUUCUUGGAAAUCAGCCAGCGAGUAUAGGCAGUUCUCACAGAGGUUAAAACCAACCUGGGAGGCCAUGGAAAGUCUUGUAAGGAUGGGGAUUGUUCGUGCAAUUGGUGUUAGCAACUUCAAUAUUCAGCAAAUUAGUGAAUUACUUCAGUUUGCGAAGAUCAUGCCAGCAGUCAAUCAGGUGGAAUUGCAUCCCUUCUGGAGGCAGGAGGAACUAGUGAAAUUCUGUCAAGAGAAAGGCAUCCAUGUAUCUGCUCACACCCCGCUCGGAGUACCCACCUCUCGUGGGUGCCCAACUGCUAGUCCUGGUUUUUCUGACAGUGGAUCAGAGGACGAAGUCGGUACUCCUAGGUUAACAUUUCGAAGAUCAAGAUCAGUGCACGGACCAAUGAUGAAGCUCUCCGUGGUCGCAGACAUAGCUGAACAGCAUAAUAAGACACCAGAACAGGUGAUUCUAAGAUGGGGGCUACAGAGGGGAACCAGUGUGUUGCCUUGCAGCCUAAAUCCCGAGAGGAUUAGGAAAAACAUCGACAUCUUCAACUGGUGUCUGACUGAUGAAGAAUGGAACAGGAUGAAUAGGAUUGAGCCGCAAAUAUGCCUGUUCGGAAGUGGUCCGGCCAAUACAUCAGAUACCAGCUUCUUUUCUGCGACGGGUCCCCUUCAGGCUGUGCAUGAGAUCGAAGAUGACGACGAAUAGUGGUAGUUACUGUCGUUUGAUUAUCAAACUACUUUAAAAUCAUCUGGGAGAGGAAGUUGUCGAAAAUUUCUUCAUGUAUAUGUCCUGCCUAUCACUCAAUCUAUUCGUCAGCAAAUAUUAUUAUGAUGUUUUUAUAAUAUAUUCAUCUAGUCCAUGGUAGUUGCGAAUGGGCCUAGAUUAGUUAAACAGUUAGAUAAUUUGGUUUGGUGUAGCUUGUGGUAGCUUGGGUUGGACAGAGGUCAUAGUUUACGAGAAUGAUCAAUAAACGAAGUGAUUGUUUUCUCUUAA
Molecule: messenger RNA, 1699 nt
Organism: Zingiber officinale
Lineage: Eukaryota; Viridiplantae; Streptophyta; Magnoliopsida; Zingiberales; Zingiberaceae
Product: NADPH-dependent aldo-keto reductase, chloroplastic-like
Exons: 4
Coding region: 329-1411 (360 amino acids)
Cellular component (GO): cytosol
Molecular function (GO): aldose reductase (NADPH) activity
Source: RefSeq, a predicted model, not a curated record